AUCUCUAAAUCUCCAUACAUUUACACAGAAAAGGCAGUUCGUUGGUUCUGUCCCUAGCUUGAUAAAGCCUUUGUCCGAUGCUCUGUUCGAUCCUUGUUGGAGCUUUCACCUUCACUGUACAUGUUUCAAAAGUUCAGCAAUAAAGGAUGAUGAUGGCCAAAACAUUUCAAUUUGUCUGUGUACUUAUUUGUUUCUUGGCCAUUAUUAUCAACAUUAAGGCUUGUGUAAAAGAAAAUGCAACAUCAUACAUAGAUCAGGGAUAUUAUGUCGAAAAAACAGUUGUUCACAGUGCUGUAUCAAAAGGAGCAGUGUGCUUGGACGGAUCACCUCCAGCAUACCAUUUUGAACCAGGAUUCGGAGAUGGAGUGGGAAAAUGGCUUGUUCAUCUUUCGGGAGGAGCAUGGUGCACAACCGUGGAAGAGUGUCUGAAUCGUUCCAAAUCUGACUUUGGUUCCUCAAACUAUAUGAAACCAUGGUGGUUUCAAGGAAUUUACAGCAAGACUCAGAGUGUAAAUCCAGAUUUCUACAAUUGGAACAAAGUAUUUGUUAGAUACUGUGAUGGUGGAGCGUUCACAGGAAAUGCUGAAUACGUUGAUCCUGCUACCAAUCUUCACUUUAGGGGCGCAAGGAUUUUUAAAGCAGUAAUGGAGGAUGUUCUAGCAAAAGGAUUGAAGAACGCGCAGAGUGCACUUCUUAUCGGAAGUUCUGCUGCAGGAUACCCAGCAAUGCUAUACUGUGAUCGCUUCCGUAAAUUGUUGCCAAAUACUCCUAGAGUGAAAUGCCUGGUUGAUGCUGGUUAUUUUAUUUAUAACUGCAUUCUAACUUUGGAGCUCUCUUUUUCUAACUAUAGGAAGGAUCCUCACCAAGCAAGAAAUUUUACAGAAAUGUAUAAAGCAAUUGUUAAUCUACAUGGAUCUGCCAAAACGUUACCAAAAUCAUGCACUAAAAAAAUGAAACCAGAAAUGUGCUUCUUCCCGGAGAACAUGCAACACAAAAUCAAGACACCACUUUACAUUGCAAUGUCGCCAUUUGAUAAAUUCCAGAUAAACACUACUAUAUACAAUGGGAUAAAUACAUGCAUUGAAGGCGGAAAUUGCACUGCAACUGAGAACAAACUCUUCAGAGAGUUUAGGUUGGAAUUCUUAAAUGCUUUGCCCAAAGGAAAUAAUCCAAAAUUAAGAGGAGCUUUCAUUGACGCACGCAAUCAUCAUACCCAAGUCCAAGGAUGGUGGUCUCCUAAAAAUGUCACCACCGUCAAAAAUUUGAAUCUAAUGAAGGCAUUUGCUGAUUGGUACUAUGAUCGGAACUACACCUAUGUGAUAGAUGAGCGUGACUUGCCAAUCUCUGCUAUGAAUGAUAUUAAACCUUGCGACACCAAGAAGUGACGAUGUGCAUGCAGUGUUCCAUUAAAAUCUAUUUAUGUCAAUGCAUGUACUUUAGUGACAACAACUUGCUGGUAUAUGUGUUGAUUGUUGAUAAUAUAAAUCAAUAAAGUUCUUUUUUUUUUUUUUUU
Nicotiana tabacum (common tobacco) is the source of this 1513-nucleotide messenger RNA. Its product is annotated as pectin acetylesterase 7-like. Gene Ontology annotation, biological process: cell wall organization. Gene Ontology annotation, cellular component: plant-type cell wall. Gene Ontology annotation, molecular function: pectin acetylesterase activity. Lineage: Eukaryota; Viridiplantae; Streptophyta; Magnoliopsida; Solanales; Solanaceae. The record is from RefSeq and is a predicted model, not a curated record.